Oryza brachyantha (malo sina) is the source of this 1043-nucleotide messenger RNA. RefSeq lists its product as uncharacterized. The transcript is spliced from 3 exons. The record is from RefSeq and is a predicted model, not a curated record. NCBI's taxonomy places the organism in Eukaryota, Viridiplantae, Streptophyta, Magnoliopsida, Poales, Poaceae. The coding region runs from base 150 to 785 and encodes 211 amino acids.
CCAAAACUUCCCCGUUGCCGUCUCUCCUCGAUCCAUCCAUCCAUCGCCUCAGCUUAAAACCUCGCCUCCGACCGAAUCCACUCCGCCUCUCCCUCAAUUCCGCCCUACCGAAACCGCUAAGCAAGCCACUGCACGAAUCGAUUGUGGUGAUGGAGAAGACGAAGCUGCAGCUCCCGCUGGUGCACAACGAGCGGCUGUGGGCGCGGCCGUGGCGGUGGGCGAAGACGGUGUUCUUCCUCGUGUCCAUGCUCGCGUCGCUGCUGCUCGUCUGCGCGCCGCCGCUGCUCGUCGUCGUCCUCGACCUGCUCCUCCCGCCCGCGCUGCUCUCCAACUUCCACCGCGCGGCGAUCCACCCCGCCUCGCUCCUCGACCAGGCCAGGGCCUUCCACUUCGGCUCAUCGCUCGUCGACCUGCCCGCCGUCUCCGCCGCCCGCUCCCUCCUCAUCCUCUGCGCGUACACGGCGUGCGGCGGUGGCGCGGCCUACCUGUGGGUGGCCGUGGCGUGCAGCGUCGGCUCCGUCUGCUACGUCCUCGCCAAGGCCGCCGUGGUGUUCGGCCCGGCGCACGACGCCGCCGGCCUGGGGCUGCAGGGCAAGGGGCAGCUCGUCGCCGUGGAGGCCAUGUUCCUCAUGUCGUUCGCGCUCGCCGCCGCCCACAUCGCCAUGGCCUACCGCGCCAGCUGCCGCGAGCGCCGGCGCCUGCUCGUCUACAGAAUCGACGUCGAAGCUGUAAGGCUGAAGGGAGGACAAACGCCCAAGUCCCUGAAGCAGCAGUUCGCCGUAUGACACUCGCCUGGUCGUCGCAGCCGGGCACAAACUGAAGAAUGAACGCCAAUAUCUUCAGUUUCAGACGAGCAGGCAAUGGCCUGCAGGGUUCGCUCCUCCGGUCUCAAAAUUUUGGUUCGAGUAGCUGUGUACAGUGUACACUACGAUCGCUCACUGUGACUCAAAAGUGAAAAUAGUGUAAAGAAGAUGUAAAUACGAAACAUUUGUGCUUCGGCCUCCUGCAGUCAAUGCAAAAAAUGGGAUGAGCCGUUCGGCAGA